This is a messenger RNA of Empidonax traillii (willow flycatcher), 2766 nucleotides long. RefSeq names its product MSL complex subunit 3 (gene MSL3). NCBI's taxonomy places the organism in Eukaryota, Metazoa, Chordata, Aves, Passeriformes, Tyrannidae. The transcript has 13 exons. Gene Ontology annotation, cellular component: NuA4 histone acetyltransferase complex; MSL complex; nucleus. The record is from RefSeq and is a predicted model, not a curated record. Bases 658 to 1953 code for a protein of 431 amino acids. Gene Ontology annotation, biological process: chromatin organization; regulation of DNA-templated transcription.
GGUGGUGCGGGAGGGAGGUGGCUGCGGGCCCGGCCAGGCGUUGGGAGGCGGCUCCGCCAGCAGCAGCACUUGUUGCGGGAAACGGGCGCUGGCCCGGGGAGGGGGGAGAAGGCGGAGAGGCCGCGGGGCGGGGGCCGCCCCCCGGCACGGGGCAGAGAGGCGAAGCGAGGCGGUGCCGUCGCCGCCGGCCCUCUCCUCCCCUCAGCAUCGCUCCCUGCGGGCGGCUCAGGCCGGUCCCUUGGCGAGACUCGGCUCUGUCCCUCCGCACUCGGAGCCGCGAGGGUGAGGGGAGCGUGUAGCAGCCGUAUAGGAGCCUCUGGGCCUUUCCCAGAGCGCUGGGGAGCAGAGGCGGGUGACAGGCGACGGGCGCGGGCCCUCGGGGCCUGGCUGUCGCGACAGGUAGACAGCGGAGCCGCCCAGGGUUUCUGGGAGUGUCGGAAGCGCUUCCCCCCCUCCUGUACUCGGCUCAACACCUACAAAAUUGUUGAUAUUGUUGUUGGAAAAGAUGAGAAAGGGAGAAAGAUUCCAGAAUAUCUGAUCCAUUUUAAUGGUUGGAAUAGAAGCUGGGAUAGAUGGGCAGCUGAAGAUCAUGUUCUUCGUGACACAGACGAAAACCGCAGAUUACAGCGUAAAUUGGCUCGGAAGGCUGUGGCUCGCAUGAGAAGAAAGGGAAGAAAGAAGAGACGUUGCAGGUUGCCUGGUGUUGACUCUGUGUUAAAAAGCCUUCCUGCUGAAGAAAAUGAUGAGAGCAGUGAAAACUCUAUAAGUAGUUCUUCCUCUGAUGACAGUGAUGAAGGAACAGAUGAAGAAAUAAAAAGCGAAGAAAGUGACAUAGACGAGAGGACAGAAAUGAAAGAAGAACAAGACACUCAUACAAAAAGGGACAUGGAAGAAAGAGCAAUAAGCAUAGAAAUUCCUGAAGUCUUGAAAAAGAAGCUUGAGGAAGACUGUUAUUAUAUUAAUAGAAGAAAAAGGCUUGUGAAGCUUCCUUGUCAGACAAAUAUAAUAACCAUCCUGGAGUCAUAUGUGAAACAUUUUGCUAUUAAUGCCGCUUUUUCAGCCAAUGAAAGGUCUCGGCACCAUCAGAUGACUCCACAUGCAAAUAUGAAUCUUCAUUAUGUGCCACCAGAGAAGAAUGUUGAGUUAUGUAAAGAGAUGGUGGAUGGGCUGAGAAUAACCUUUGACUUCACACUUCCAUUAAUUUUGCUCUAUCCUUAUGAACAAGCUCAAUUUAAGAAGGUGACCUCAUCAAAGUUCUUUCUUCCUAUCAAAGAAAACUCAACAAGUACUAACAGAAGUCAAGAGGAACUUUCCCCAAGUCCUCCUCUACUGAAUCCACCCACACCUCAGUCAACCGACAGCCAGCCCACCACAGGGGAGCCGGCCACGCCAAAGAGGCGGAAAGCUGAGCCUGAAAUCCUGCAGUCACUGAGACGUUCCACUCGCCACAGCUCCAACUGCGACAGGCUGUCAGAGAGCAGCGCUUCCCCACAGCCCAAGAGGCGGCAUCUUGAGACCCCGGCUUCUAUGCCAAAGCUCUUCUUGCACCUGGAAAAAAAAACCCCUGUCCAUAGCGGGUCGUCUUCACCAAUAACUUUGACUCCUAGCAAAGAAGGGAGUACGGUUUUUACUGGCUUUGAAGGUAGAAGAAACAAUGAACUGAAUGAGGUUUUGUCCUGGAAAUUGAUGCCAGAAAAUUAUCCACCAAGUGAUCAACCGCCACCUCCUUCGUACAUCUAUGGAUCUCAACAUUUGCUGCGGAUGUUUGUAAAGCUACCAGAAAUAUUGGGGAAGAUGUGCUUUCCUGACAAAAACCUAAAGGCUUUGGUAAAACACUUCGAAAUGUUUCUGAGGUUUUUAGCAGAAUACCAUGAUGAUUUCUUCCCAGAAUCUGCUUAUGUAGCUGCAUGUGAAGCCUACUACAGUACUAAAAAUCCUCGGGCAAUCUACUGAAGUUAUUAAUAAGGAUUAAAUCCUACUAUACAUAGACCAUGACAAUGCUGUUCUGCUACAUGGCUACAAGAUGAAGAUGAAAAAGGAAUUAUAACAACUUCUGGAGUUGAAGAAAUCGGAAAAUAUCUUUCAUGAUGGUUGGAUUACUUAGGAAUGGAGAACUACUUUUCAGAAAUGUGUGUAGACAGCAUUGUGAGUCACUUAGACGAUUGGAUAUAAAUCUGAUUCCAGAUGAAUGAAGAAACCUUGUUCUGACUUCUAAUGCAUAGGACUUCACAGGACUAAUAAAGAGGAAAGGAGGCAAAAGAGACAUUAGCAACAGGACAUUUUCAUGAAGAUAGAUCAUCGUGCUGUGUUUCAUUUUAGCUCAGCCUCUCCUGCCUGAGAAAUAAGACUUGACUAUACAUUUACAUGAAGAGAACAUUUAACUGGUGUCCUAUGAAUUGUUUUUCUCAUAAAUUACCCUUCAUUUUGUGGAACUGUCAUGAUAGAAAGGAUUGCUUAAUGUAAAGGUGGCUUUGCUAUUUGGCUAGCGUGACAUCUGCCUCAAGAAUGACUUUGUUGCUUGAAUGAAAGAUGUGUUGCUUACUUUGCAUUUUGCAAGGGUGAAUAUAGCCCUUUCAUGGUAAGACUGCCAGAGUUCCAAGCAGACCAUACGUUGCCGGGAAUUCAGCAUUUACCUGGCAGUAAAUGAUUUCCAGAGCCAUUAUGAAAGAACUGUUUUUCUACAAGUGGAGAAGUCAAUAAAGUCAUCGCAGUUUAACUGGCAGACACUUCUUUUCUUAAUAAAGGUCACAGUGGCUGCUGUGUAAA